Molecule: messenger RNA, 405 nt
Organism: Periophthalmus magnuspinnatus
Lineage: Eukaryota; Metazoa; Chordata; Actinopteri; Gobiiformes; Gobiidae
Product: proline-rich protein 9-like
Exons: 4
Coding region: 1-405 (134 amino acids)
Source: RefSeq, a predicted model, not a curated record
AUGGAGACCGGAGCAGGACAGAGGGAAGAGGAAACUAGAGUGGACGGCUGGUGUAGAGUCUCUCACCAGCACCAUUCAUCAACUUCAUCCCAGCGAUAUCCCAGAGUUCCUUGCUCCCAGAGCGCAGCUGUGCCGGACAGCAGUGAUUGUGUGGAGGAAUGUAAGGAGGAGUGUGUGGAGGAGUGUGUGGAGGAGUGUAAGGAGGAGUGUGUGGAGGAGUGUGUGGAGGAGUGUAAGGAGGAGUGUGUGGAGGAGUGUGUGGAGGAGUGUAAGGAGGAGUGUGUGGAGGAGUGUAAGGAGGAGUGUAAGGAGGAGUGUGUGGAGGAGUGUGUGGAGGAGUGUAAGGAGGAGUGUGUGGAGGAGUGUAAGGAGGAGUGUUCUGACCAGGUCCAGCUCAAACUCUAA